AUGGAACUACCCCCGCUAUCCAACGACCAGCUUGCCAAGUUGACAGCUUCAAAUAUACCUCCGACACAGCUCUUCGAAAUUUUAUCAAAAUAUGAAACUGAAGUCAGUUUGAUAUCGGCAGGCACUGGCCAGCCAGAAACUGGCAGUACUGACCCCGAGCUACUAAGCCUCUUUUACUGCUCCUUCUUCUUCGCCCACCUCAUCACGGACCAGAUACAAGAAGCUCGUGCAUUGCUUCAAAGAAUACCCGAACCCCUACGACAACAGGAUGCCUCUUUAAAGAACUGCCACUCCUUGUUGCAAUCAAUCUGGCAAACCAAGUACAGCUCAGUAUAUCGGAUCCUGCAGACAUUGCCAUGGGCUGAGGCCGUACAGCCCUUGGUACUGCGAUAUGAAAGCUCUUUCCAAAACCAGACUUUGAUCAAAGUCAGUACUUCCUACCAAGCAAUUCGACCUGCCGUGGCAGCAACAUAUCUGGGCCUCGACGCACAAGCCGCAGAGAACGGGGAUACGAGCAUCAUACAAAAGUUUACUGAUUGUGGCUGGAAAUGGGACUCGGAAACUCAACUACUACAUCCAACCCCGAUAAGUGUACCACCCACCGAUCAGGUAUCCUUUAACAGCAUUCGUGAGACAAUGUCCAUGUUAUCAAACUGGACAAGCUGA
Molecule: messenger RNA, 666 nt
Organism: Penicillium taxi
Lineage: Eukaryota; Fungi; Ascomycota; Eurotiomycetes; Eurotiales; Aspergillaceae
Product: CSN8/PSMD8/EIF3K family protein
Exons: 3
Coding region: 1-666 (221 amino acids)
Biological process (GO): COP9 signalosome assembly; protein deneddylation
Cellular component (GO): COP9 signalosome
Source: RefSeq, a predicted model, not a curated record